This is a messenger RNA of Gymnodraco acuticeps, 903 nucleotides long. Its product is annotated as odorant receptor 131-2-like. Lineage: Eukaryota; Metazoa; Chordata; Actinopteri; Perciformes; Bathydraconidae. The transcript has 3 exons. Gene Ontology annotation, molecular function: G protein-coupled receptor activity. Gene Ontology annotation, cellular component: membrane. Gene Ontology annotation, biological process: G protein-coupled receptor signaling pathway. The record is from RefSeq and is a predicted model, not a curated record. The coding region runs from base 1 to 903 and encodes 300 amino acids.
AUGAACCUGUCAUCUGUCACUGUGACAGCGGUUGGUCGAACUCCAGAUUCUUUAAUUAAAGCUGUGGCCAAGAAUCUGAUUGUUGUGAUUCUCGGGAUCUCCAUCAACUUCAUCAACACAGGCCUCAUUCACACCUUCAGAAAACACCAGAUCUUCUACAUGACUCCACGAUAUAUCCUUUUUAUUCACUUGGUGAUCAACGAUAUGAUCCAGAUCACGUUGACCCUCCUGCUUUUCGUUAUCAGCUACACCAUCCACAGGAUCAAUGUCUCCAUCUGCUCCAUUAUCCUCAUGUUUGCUAUUUUCACCGAUUUUAACACGCCUCUGAAUCUGGCCUGCAUGGCGCUGGAAUGCUUCAUCGCCAUUUGUUUCCCACUACGCCACGCACAUAUCUGUACCAUCAAGAGAACUCUGAUUCUGAUUGGUCUGAUCUGGACGACCACCAUGUUGUCUUGUCUCCCUGACCUCUUCAUCACUUUGGCCACAGUGCCACUGGACUUCUUUCAUUCAAAGGUUUUCUGCCUCAGGGAAAAUGUUUUCGCAAAUCCCAUCAUCUUGGAGAAGAGAGAUAUCACAUAUAUAUUGUUGCUUGUUACAGUUUGGACUACUGUCUUUUACGCUUACUUCCAAAUUCUCUCCACUGCUCAAACAGCUAGCGAAGAUGCUAAAAAAGCCAGGAACACAGUCCUGCUCCAUGGGUUUCAGCUGCUUCUCUGCAUGCUAACAUAUGUAGCCCCGCAGCUUCGAGAUGUUCUGAUGCAAAGGUUUCCUCAGAACUCCACAGACAUCCUCUUUGCUUAUUAUAUUCUUAUCCAGGUCCUGCCACGAUCGAUCAGUCCGAUUAUCUACGGUCUACGAGACAAGGCUUUCAGAAAGUACCUCAAGAAGCAUUUAUCGUGUUGA